AUGAACAUCGAACUUGCCACCACCUCUGAGCGCUGGCAAUGGCUUGGUGCCGUUGUUGGCAGCAAGCCCAGGUCGCGCCUCAAUGCUAAGGACGCGCAGGACCUGCGCCGGCGCUCCUCCGCCCAGCCCCCUCACCCUGCUGCAAAUGCAAACCUCUCCUGGCGCCGCAAGCGCAAAUCCUGGCUCUCGGGUGCAGUCUGCGUCUUCAUGGUCACAGUUCCUCCUUUCCUGGUGAUUUUGACCUGGAUUGCUCUCGAGCACUUCAAUGGCUCGCUGGUUGCCGCUUUGUUUGCCCUGCAAGAGCUUGGCCUGUCCACCUUCGCCGGCCAGUUCGCCCCGGCGGCGAACCUGCGCACAAGCUUGGUCUAUUUUGCUUGGAUCCUCUUCCAGGCCUUCCUCUACACGGUCCUUCCUGGAAGAAGCACGGGUCAGCUGACUGCCGCUGGAAAUCUGCUCGAGUACCACACCAACGGACUGCUGGCCUGGCAGAUUACCGUGGCGCUCUUCGCCGCGGCCGUCUUCUCCGGUGUUCUUGAUGCCGCAAUCAUCGCCAAAAAUUGGGAAGGCUUGGUUGUUAUCUACAACAUUUACGGCUACUCGUUGUCGUGCCUAGCCUACGCGAAAGCGCACUACGCCCCAUCCUAUGCCGAGGACCGUAACUUCAGUGGAUCUGCUCUUUACGAUUUCCUCAUGGGCAUUGAAUUCAAUCCGCGCUUUGGCAAGACUUGGGACUGGAAGCUUUUCCACAACGGCCGUCCGGGCAUCAUUGGCUGGACCCUCAUCGACCUGUCCUUCACGGCGCUGCAAUACCAGAAGCACGGCUAUAUCACUAACUCGAUCAUCAUUGUUGACAUUUUCCACGUCAUAUAUGUGGUUGAUUUCUUCGUCAAUGAGAGUUGGUACCUCCGCACCAUUGACAUCUGCCAUGAUCAUUUUGGAUUUUAUCUCGCAUGGGGCUCAGCCGUCUGGUUGCCGACCAUGUAUACUCUGCAGUCCCAGUAUCUCGCCCGUUACCCGGUCCAGCUCUCUCCGUUAGCGGCAGCACUGAUCUUCACCAUUGGAGUUUCGGGCUACGCACUCUUCCGCUCUGUCAAUUUCCAGAAGGACGUUGUGCGCCGCACUAACGGGGAAUGCACCAUCUGGGGCAAAAAGGCAAAGGUCAUGCGGUGCCAGUUCAAGACAGCCGACGGACGCGAUCACCAGACUCUGUUGCUGCUUUCGGGCUGGUGGGGCAUUUCGCGCCAUUGCAACUACGUGGGCGACCUCAUGCUUUCCUACUCCAUGUGCGCAGUCUGCGGUACGCGAGACAUUAUUCCCUGGACGUACGCCAUCUUCAUGACAUGCAUCCUUGUCCAUCGUUGCUUCAGAGACGAGGCACGCUGCCGUACCAAGUAUGGCGAGCAGUGGACCAAGUACUGCAACAUAGUCCGUUGGAGGCUGAUUCCAGGAAUCUGGUAG
Molecule: messenger RNA, 1458 nt
Organism: Diplodia corticola
Lineage: Eukaryota; Fungi; Ascomycota; Dothideomycetes; Botryosphaeriales; Botryosphaeriaceae
Product: 7-dehydrocholesterol reductase
Exons: 5
Coding region: 1-1458 (485 amino acids)
Biological process (GO): cholesterol biosynthetic process; brassinosteroid biosynthetic process
Cellular component (GO): endoplasmic reticulum membrane
Molecular function (GO): 7-dehydrocholesterol reductase activity
Source: RefSeq, a predicted model, not a curated record